UCUAUGAAAAGAGGAAGCCACGUUUAGACGUUAUGAAAGGAAAAGCAGCUAUCUUGUCCCCUCCCACUCUCACAUAGUGAGUUGUGCUCUGUCAGAUGUAUUUUUCAACUUACUGAAUCCUCCAAUUCAGCAUUGCAGACUGAAUAUCCUUUUCUCUUUUGGGACCCGAGGUUAUUACAAGUUUUUACGGAAAUAUGGCAGACGUAGGAAAGACACCUGUGGCACGGAAUGAAAAGACCAGCAGUGAAUUUGGCUAUGUGGGCAUUGAUGCCAUCUUGGAACAGAUGAGGAGAAAAGCCAUGAAACAAGGCUUUGAGCUUAACAUCAUGGUAGUGGGUCAGAGUGGUCUGGGUAAAUCCACAUUGAUGAACACACUUUUUAAAUCUAAAGUGAGUCGCAGAUCUGUUAUGACAACAGAGGAAGAAAGAAUUCCUAAGACCAUCGAAAUAAAGUCAAUCAGUCAUGAUAUUGAAGAAAAAGGAGUGAGAAUGAAGCUGACCGUCAUUGACACACCAGGGUUUGGAGACCAAAUAAACAACGAGAACUGCUGGCAGCCCAUCAUGACGUUCAUUAAUACACAAUACGAACAGUAUUUACAGGAAGAGAUCAACAUUGACAGGAAGAAGAGAAUUCCAGACUCACGAGUCCACUGCUGCAUAUACUUUAUUCCUCCUACCGGACACUGUUUGCGACCAAUUGACAUUGAAUUUAUGAGACACCUCAGUAAAGUGGUAAACAUUGUUCCUGUCAUCGCCAAGGCAGAUACACUUACGCUGGAGGAGAGAGACUUCUUCAAACAAAAGAUAAGAGAGGACUUGCGAGCCAAUGAAAUUGACAUUUAUCCUCAAAAGGAGUUUGAUGAGGAUGCAGAGGACAGAAUGAUUAAUGAGAAGAUCAGGGAGAUGAUCCCGUUUGCUGUGGUGGGAAGUGAUCAAGAAUAUCAGGUCAACGGAAAAAGACUUCUGGGCAGGAAAACAAGAUGGGGGACAGUAGAAGUUGAGAACACCACACAUUGCGAGUUUGCUUACUUGCGGGACCUUCUCAUCAGGACACACAUGCAGAAUAUCAAAGACAUCACAAGCAGCAUCCAUUACGAAAUGUACCGUGUACGCAGACUCAAUGAGAAUAACACCAAACCAAAUGGACAGCCAGCAAUCCACACCAAUGGUGUACCUGAGCUUGAAGUUCUCUCCCAUGAGAUGUAGAUGUGUCUCUAACUAUAUUUCUAUACAUCAGUCCGUCCAUCUAUCUAUUUCUCUUUCUCAGUUCACUGUACUUUUAUCCAUCUGCCUGUUUGUAACCUUUGGCUGUUCUUUUAUAACAUCAAAAAGUUCUGAGGAUUUUUUUCUUUAGGUGUGUAGCAAAAUGUAAUGUUCUGUGUGAUGAGAGUUUUAUUAAAGAUGUUUAAUUUACAGUGUUUUUAUGGUAAUUCCUUGGUGUGCUGGAGCAAUGGCUUGCCAAGUUCAACAGGCCAUGAUACUCAACGUUGGAUUGUUCACCCAAAAAAUGAUGAUGAUGAUGAUGAUUAUUAUUAUUAUUAUUUGUUCUGUUAAACACAAAACAAGAUGUUAUGGAAAUAUUGGAAACAUGUACUAUUUGUUGUUGGUUUUUUCUAUUGUGGAAGUCAAUGGUUACAGGUUUCCGAAUUUAUUCAAAAUAAAAAAUCUAAAUCCAGGGUGAGUAAAAGAUGACAGAGUUGCCAUUUUGGGUCAACUAUUCCUUUAAAGCUCUCACACGUAAUCAUUACAGAUAACACAGAUGGUUUUGUGUUAAAAUUUCAAUUUGACAAAGAAAAUGUAGCUGUUGCUUGUAGAAAUGAGGAAACAUACAGUGUAAAAUCCCCCUCUCCUAUCAAGUUUUAGAGCAUUUAAAAAAUCGGAUGAAGUCCGAUGGAAAAGAGCAGGACUUUGCUUGAUGUAGGUUGAUGUUGUCACAUGACGAUCAUGAGUGUUAUAUAGAAAAACAUAUGAAAGUGUUGAAAUGUAUGAAAGUGUUGUAUAAAUAACAUUUAACCAGAGUGCAGACAGUUUGGUUUUAAAAUCCCCUUUUCUGUAAUGAAUCGUCCUUGUGGUGUAUUUUUACCCAUUCUAUAAUUUCUGUCCUUUGUUCCAUUUUUUAAAAAGCAUAUUUUAUUUUAUUAUUAAUUGUCAAUUUUGUUGUAAAGGCCUGUGUAUGUGGAAUCCAUUGUUUAUUAUUUGAAGAAAAGCAAACUUAGUUUAAUUUGUAAACAUUUAUGUAUUUAUAAAUGGCAUCAUGUUACCUGGAUGUUGUGGCUUUUGUAGGUCAAAUGUAUAGCGUUCUAGAAUCACCACAGUGACCCAAGCAUCUGCAUAUCUUUGUUUUUCUCCUUUAGUUUCUAUGCAGAUAUCAGUAUUCAGUAAAGCAAGUCCUGAGCCAUUCUA
Danio aesculapii is the source of this 2402-nucleotide messenger RNA. Its product is annotated as septin-9-like. The record is from RefSeq and is a predicted model, not a curated record. Gene Ontology annotation, biological process: cytoskeleton-dependent cytokinesis. Gene Ontology annotation, molecular function: molecular adaptor activity; GTPase activity; GTP binding. The transcript has 10 exons. Bases 195 to 1205 code for a protein of 336 amino acids. Lineage: Eukaryota; Metazoa; Chordata; Actinopteri; Cypriniformes; Danionidae. Gene Ontology annotation, cellular component: cell division site; septin complex; septin ring.